Messenger RNA from Oldenlandia corymbosa var. corymbosa, 1338 nucleotides. Lineage: Eukaryota; Viridiplantae; Streptophyta; Magnoliopsida; Gentianales; Rubiaceae. The record is from the annotation of a GenBank genome assembly.
AUGGGGUUUUCUUCAAGGUUGUUGUUGCUGAUUUUGUGUAUUUUUGUAGCGAUUUUAACCGAGCACAGUUUCUGCUCAAGCUCAAAAGAAGAAGUUUCAGAGGUUCCCGUGGAUUUUCUGAAAUUCGCUCAAACACCUGAAUUUUCUGACUGGAUUGUGAGUGUUAGGAGGAAGAUACAUGAGAAUCCUGAACUGGGCUAUGAAGAGUUUGAGACUAGUAAACUUAUCAGAGAAGAACUAGAUAAGAUGGGGAUUCCCUAUAAGCAUCCUGUUGCUGUUACUGGUGUGGUUGGAUACGUUGGUUCUGGGGAACCUCCUUUUGUUGCCUUAAGGGCUGACAUGGAUGCUCUUCCAAUGCAGGAAUUGCUUGAGUGGGAGCACAAGAGUAAAAAUCCAGGAAAGAUGCAUGCCUGUGGACAUGAUGCACAUGUUGCCAUGCUACUUGGUGCUGCAAAGAUUCUUCAAGAGCAUCGACAACUUUUGAAGGGAACGGUUGUUCUUGUCUUCCAACCGGCUGAGGAAGGAGGUGGAGGGGCAAAGAAAAUUAUUGAAGAAGGGGCACUAGAAAAUGUCAAAGCCAUUUUUGGUCUCCAUGUUGAUCCCAGUUUGCCUGUGGGAGAAGUGGAAGGGAGAUCUGGUCCUCUCUUGGCUGGAAGUGGUUUUUUUGAAGCUGUGAUAAGUGGAAAGGGAGGUCAUGCUGCUAUUCCUCAACACUCAAUAGAUCCAAUAUUAGCCGCAUCCAAUGUGAUUGUGAGUUUACAACAUCUUGUCUCGAGGGAAGCUGAUCCACUUGACUCUCAGGUAAUUACAGUCGGUAAAUUUCAUGGAGGUGGAGCAUUUAACGUCAUACCUGAUUCAGUAACAAUUGGUGGAACUUUUCGAGCAUUCUCUAAGGAGAUCCUGAUGCAGCUCAAGCAAAGAAUUGAGGAGGUUAUUGUUGGGCAAGCAGCUGUACAGAGGUGUAAUGCUACUGUUGACUUUCUUUCUGAAGAAAAGCCUUUCUUUCCACCAACUGUUAAUGACAAAGGCUUGCAUGAUUACUUCCUAAAAGUUUCUGGUGAUGUGAUUGGCACUAAAAAUGUCAAAGAGAUGCAACCAUUGAUGGGAUCCGAAGACUUCUCGUUUUACCAAGAGGUGAUACCUGGUUACUUCUUCUUCAUUGGAGUAAAGGAUGCAAAAGCCGCCAAGCCUGUUUCAGUGCACUCCCCAUAUUUUAAAAUUGACGAAGAUGCACUUCCUUUUGGUGCUUCCCUUCAUGCAUCAUUGGCUACCAGAUUUCUUCUUCAAAGCGUUUCAGAAACUCCUUUAGUGAAUCAGAACAAUCAUGAUGAGUUGUAA